UUAAUCUUGAUUUUUACUAAUAAUGAUGUUGUCAACAAUCUUGACUUUGACUUAACUUACAACAUAUAAUAGGUUCCCACAGUUCAUUGGUUCCCACUUUCAAUCGAGCUUUUAACAUUGUUCACAGCCUAAUUAUUAUUACAAUACUAAUAUCACCAACUAUUUAAUUUUUGUUUUCAUAAGUCUUCUAUCGUGUCCAACAUUUUGUACGGCAUCGAACCUAAAAAUGGAACCGAUAAUCCUGGUCCAUGGAGGUGCGGGCGAUAUUCCCGAUUCCAGAGUCCAGCCCAAAAUCGAUGGGAAUAAACGGUCAGUAGCGGCGGGAUACGAGAUCUUACGACGCGGUGGUAGUGCUUUGGAUGCUGUAGAGGCUGCUGUAAGGGUUAUGGAAGAUGAUGAGGCUUUUAAUGCAGGAUAUGGAUCUGUGUUGAAUUUAGAGGGUGACGUCGAAAUGGAUGCAAGUAUUAUGGUCGGGUCCGAUUUGAGGGCAGGAGCAGUAACAGUCGUGAGGGAUAUUGCGAACCCCAUCAGUUUGGCCCGAUUGGUAAUGGAAAAAACACCGCACAUACUCCUAGCAGGAGCGGGAGCCAACAAAUUUGCCAAUAACCAAGGCAUUCCGACUGUUGCUCCAGGAAGUUUGGUAUCACCGUACGCCCGAAAAGCUUUGGAAGAGUAUAAAAAGUCGAAAGAUCAGCGAACGGAAAUUGGAGAACGAGCUCCUGAUGGUGAUCCAGGUGAAGUGGGUACAGUGGGUGCAGUGGCCAUAGAUAAAAAUGGUAAUCUGGCUGCUGCAACUUCAACUGGAGGUAUUAACGGGAAGAUGGUAGGCAGGAGUAGUGAUACAUCGUUGAUUGGUAGUGGAACGUAUGCUGACGAUAAUAUUGGAGCUGUGUCUACCACAGGGCAUGGCGAAACUAUUGCCAAAUACUGCUUAGCCCAUGCCAUUCUAAAAGACAUGGAAUAUGGUAAUAGAUCUGCUAAUGACGCCACCAAUACCAUUUUAUCAGGAAUGACUCGUAGGCUGAACAAUACCGCAGGAGCUAUAACUUUGUCAAAAACAGGAGCCAUUGGUAUAGGUUUCACAAGCCGCAGGAUGUCAUGGGCCUACAGAAAAGAAAACGAAGUUCAUUAUGGAGUAAACAAAGGACAACAUGAAAUAGAAAUGAUUCAAUAAACACCAAUUUAAAAAUUUUACGGAUAUUAUAUUACUAAUAAAUAAUAUCACAACUAAAAAAAUAAUCUAAUACUUAAGAUUUCUGAAACAAUAAUAAAAACUAUUUACCUUAAAAUUUACCAACAUAAAAAAAUAAAUAAUGGUUGUUUCAGUAUAAUUUUCCGUUGAAACACCGAUAUAGUUUAAUAAUGCAUAAGUAAUUGAAUACUCAAUUGUUUGCCUAGUAAGAUUUAGCCAAAAAAAAAUCUUAGGAGAUCAUUAGGUAGGUACCUAAAUUUGUUAUACAUACUUACAAUGAGACAGUGGGAAGUUUGGAAUUUUCAUUUUCCAGUGAAAUAAGUAAAAAUUAUCAAUAUAUCAGGUGUAAUUCCACAAAGUUUCAGAAAUUUACCUGAAGUAACAAAAAAUUAUAGACUGCGUGCCCACUUCCUGUUGUCACCCAGUAUAGUUGCAGCUAAUUUGGAAAAAAUACCAUGAAAACAUGAGUUAUGAUAUGUAGCAUAAGGAUUGGGUGCAAAAGCCCAAUAUAAUGUUUUUGACGUUUGGCCAUUUUUAUUACUAUCAAAGCUAUUUCAAAAAUGAUUCUGGAUAAUUUCAUACAGCAAAUUGUAAUGGAGCUUAUGUGUUUUAUGAAGGGGUCAAAUACCAGGUUUGAUUGGAAACGAAGCUUUAGUUAUACAUAUUUACAAGAAUUUCUGCUCACCUAUAUUGAAACAAACAUGUUAAUAUAAAUUUUUAUAACAAAAAAAAAAAAUUGCAUCAUUCCCAAAAUCUCAAUAAACCAAACCCUAAACUUCUUCCAGAGAAUUUGUUAUAGGUGCAGUUUCUCCAUAACAGUGUUUAGCUUUGGGGUCUUUGUAAGAGUUUUCGUGCUGAACACUUUGAGAAUUUGUCCUACAUUUUGCAAGGCAAAGUUCGAAAUGAUCAGAAACAGAAGCAUAAAGGACAUUGUUUUGAUCAGUUGCCUUUUUUAGAAUGGUUUCUAAAACAUCUUUCUAGAAAAAAAAACAAAUAUUCGAGGAGGCUUCAAAGUACAUAAAUUGGUACUUACUUUAUCUGGGUGUAAACAACAAGAUAUACAGUACUCGUAAAUUGCACAGCAAUGAUUUAUAUUGCAUGUUUCGCAAGCGUAUUGAAAUACGUUUUGAGUUUCGCUAUUGCAGCAACCGUUGCUUAAGAUUUCGCUCCUCGGACAAACAUAGCCUCUAUCGUCCACUAUGAGUACUUUUCCCUGCACGGAAUUCCUGCAAGUAUCCUCAACAUCGUUUGUCACAUUGUGUUGCUGUAAAGUCCUCCAGAUAAACGGUUGCGUUCUUUUAAUAUGAAUAACUUCGUCGUUGUCUAGAAAUUCUGACUGAAAAGAAAACUAAAAAUACAAUAACACAAAGACAGGAAUAGGACGAGGCCUAAAAUAAUUCGGCGUCUCAGAAAUCGUAUAACAGCGGCGUACCACAUAUUUUUUGUUGCCAGUGAAACAUUUUUUAAAAAGAAAAUGGGAUAUUCAAGAAAAUGUUAAUAUGUAUGUCAACAUUUUCCCAUUUUCCUUUUAUUU
Molecule: messenger RNA, 2726 nt
Organism: Ceutorhynchus assimilis (cabbage seed weevil)
Lineage: Eukaryota; Metazoa; Arthropoda; Insecta; Coleoptera; Curculionidae
Source: the annotation of a GenBank genome assembly